Linum tenue is the source of this 648-nucleotide messenger RNA. The record is from the annotation of a GenBank genome assembly. Lineage: Eukaryota; Viridiplantae; Streptophyta; Magnoliopsida; Malpighiales; Linaceae.
AUGGCGUCAACGAUGAUCUCGUCGAAUCCUGUAACGAACUCGACCGCGAACUCGGAUCGGUCCAAGAGAAAAAAGAAGAGGAAAGCUGCUUCGGCGGAGCAAUCCAAACAGGAGGAAGCUCUGAAAUGGAGAACCGAGUCUCAGCAGCAAAUCUACUCCUCCAAGCUCAUCCAGGCGUUGAGCCAGGUCCAGCUCAAUCCGAGCUCGCCUUCGGCUCCGCGCCGCGGCCGAGCCGUCCGCGAGGCCGCCGACCGCGCCCUCGCGGUGUCCGCCAGGGGCAGGUCGAGGUGGAGCCGAGCCAUCCUGACCAGCCGGAUCAAGCUCAAGUUCCGCAAGCAGCAGAAUAAGCACCAGCAGCGGCAGAGAAUCGUCUCCGCCGUUGCCGCCGCCGGCGGCAGCGGCCGCGCGAGGAAGCCGAGAGUCAGCGUGCUGAGGUUGAGAGGUAAGAGCCUGCCUGCGGUCCAGAGGAAAGUCCGGCUCCUCGGCCGGCUUGUUCCCGGCUGCAAGAAGGAACCGCUGCCGGUGAUUCUGGAGGAAGCCACCGAUUACAUCGCUGCCUUGGAGAUGCAGGUUCGUGCCAUGAGUGCCCUCGCCGAGCUCCUGUCCGGCUCCAACCAAGCCGCCGGCAGCUCCAGUGCCUCCAGCUGA